Molecule: messenger RNA, 654 nt
Organism: Pseudopodoces humilis (Tibetan ground-tit)
Lineage: Eukaryota; Metazoa; Chordata; Aves; Passeriformes; Paridae
Gene: NDUFA13
Product: NADH:ubiquinone oxidoreductase subunit A13
Cellular component (GO): respiratory chain complex I
Source: RefSeq, a predicted model, not a curated record
AAGGCGGAGCCAGCGCGGCGCCGUGACGUCAUCAAGCCGCGCCGCAAUGGCGGCGCCCAAGGUGAAGCAGGACAUGCCCCCGCCGGGCGGGUACGGCCCCAUCGAUUACAAGCGGCACCUCCCGCGCCGCGGCCUCUCAGGGUACAGCCUGUUCGCGCUCGGCGUCGGGAGCCUCCUGCUCGGCUACUGGACCCUGGUGCGCUGGAACCGGCAGAGGAGGCGGUUGCUGAUCGAGGAGCUCGAGGCUCGGAUCGCGCUGAUGCCGCUGCUGCAGGCGGAGUCCGACCGCAGAACUCUCCGGAUGCUGCGGGAGAACCUGGAGGAGGAGGCCAAGAUCAUGCGGGACGUUCCCGGCUGGAAGGUGGGAGAAUCCCGUUUCCACACGGAUCGCUGGGUGCCCCCGACGCUGGACGAGCUCUACUUCCUGCGGCCCCCGGCCGAGCUGGACCGCGAGAAGUUCGGGCUGCAGAACUACGUCUGAAAAUUCCCAAAUUCCCAAAUCCCUCCUGUCCUGGCCUUUGUCCCGUUCUUUUCCGGCUUUUUCCCAAAUUUUCCUCCCUUUUUCCUGUCGCUUUCCGGGCUGUUCUCCCCGGCCCGAGCUCGUUCCAGCUCCUGGUCGUUAAGGAUUGAUAAAUAAAUGAGUUAAUAAAGAAA